Messenger RNA from Gamsiella multidivaricata, 779 nucleotides. RefSeq lists its product as uncharacterized. The transcript is spliced from 3 exons. The record is from RefSeq and is a predicted model, not a curated record. NCBI's taxonomy places the organism in Eukaryota, Fungi, Mortierellomycota, Mortierellomycetes, Mortierellales, Mortierellaceae. Bases 149 to 571 code for a protein of 140 amino acids.
UCAAAAUAGCCAUAUUUGUCCUGAAACCUGUCACGCCCAAGCGGUCUAGGAAAUCGUGCACGUCUUCCCCUUCAUUUUCACCUCCCACCCAAUUGAAUCGAAUCGAAUCGAAUCGGAUCGGAUCGGAUCAUACAAACACGCUUCAGCAAUGUCAACGGAAUCAUCACCGCAUGUCGCCAGGGGGAACAACACCACGUUCUCGAGCGCUAAUCUCAACGCACAGUCGGACACCGGCACCACUCCUGCUCGAGGACCUCGCAAGCCCCAUGAGCACAUUCGGACCUCGGACGAGGAGCUCAAGACGUUCAACAAGAACUACUACGCCAAAGCUCAGUCCCAGUAUAUGGAUCCCUGUCGAGAGCAGACAAAGGCUUCCAUGAAGUGCAUGGAUGAGAACAAUUAUGAUAAGCGACGGUGCACACGGUUCUUCAAGGACUACGCGGACUGCAAAAAGAAAUGGAUGGAGUCAUUGCGUGAGGAACGCCGAAAGAGGAACCUCGGAAUCGUAGACGAUGACGAGGUAUCAGGGAUAAAGAUGGACACAGCACCCACGGACAAACCAUCCUCAUAAUCGGCUUCGAAUCCAAACAUCUCCAACAAUAAACAUGUCGGCUGUCUGAUUCCAGCUCUAUGUAUAUAUGAUGUAUUGAUUGGGUUACAUUGUGCGCACUGUCAAUGCGAAAGAAGACAAGAAAAGAGAUGCUCUAAUAUUACGAUGUUGCCGAACGAAGAACGAAAAAAAAAAAAAAAAGAAGAAAAAAAAGAUAACUAUGAUGCCC